Vicia villosa (hairy vetch) is the source of this 1458-nucleotide messenger RNA. RefSeq lists its product as uncharacterized. The record is from RefSeq and is a predicted model, not a curated record. Gene Ontology annotation, cellular component: VCP-NPL4-UFD1 AAA ATPase complex. The transcript has 9 exons. Bases 135 to 1295 code for a protein of 386 amino acids. Gene Ontology annotation, molecular function: polyubiquitin modification-dependent protein binding. Lineage: Eukaryota; Viridiplantae; Streptophyta; Magnoliopsida; Fabales; Fabaceae.
ACCUUAUUCCCAAACCACAAUUUGUUUCUGAUUAUCGAAAUUCAUUCGAAGCUUUGGACUCUCUUCACUUAGCAAUACUUUGUUUUUUUUUUUCUUAUUCAUAGUUAAUCGAUUAUCAUCCAUUCUAGCUCAAUAUGAAUUCUGAUGAAAAUCAGUUGAAUGAGGAUAUGCAAGAGGAUCAGAUGAAUGAUGUUUCACCUGAUGAGAAUAUGCUUGAAGAUCAAAUAAGUAAUGACUCAUAUCAGUACGACUAUCAAUCCGGUGAGGAUUUUGAUGAGGAUCAACAUCAGUUUGCCGAGGAUAUUCACGAGUAUCCGAGGAAUCUGCGGCAGAAUGAUUUUCUAGAUCGGUUGAGUGAGGUUUUUAAUGAGUAUACUAGGAAUCUGCAGCAGAAUGCAGCUUUUGAGCAUGUUUAUCAUUGUUUUUCGGUCUCAUCUCUUAAUAGGCCAAUUCUGGAAAAUGGCGAUAAAAUUAUCAUGCCUGCUUCAGCUCUAGAUCGCCUAUCACGUUUGAACAUUGAAUAUCCAAUGUUAUUUGAACUGAAGAAUUCUUCUGCUGAAAGAACUACUCACUGCGGAGUUUUGGAAUUCACUGCUGACGAAGGGACUGUGCUCUUACCGAAUUGGAUGAUGGAAGAUAUGCUCUUACAGGAUGGAAACACUAUAUCUCUGAAAAACACAAGUCUUGCUAAAGGAAAGUUUGUGAAGCUGCAGCCCCACACCAAAGAUUUUCUAGAUGUCUCUAAUCCAAAAGCCAUGUUAGAAACUGCAUUGAGGAGUUACUCGUGUUUGACAACUGGUCGCACUAUAAUGAUUCCGUAUAACAACAAAAAGUAUUACAUUGAUGUGGUUGAAGCGAAACCUUCUGCCGCAAUUUCUAUAAUUGAAACGGACUGUGAAGUUGAUUUUGCCCCGCCUCUUGAUUACAAAGAACCUGAGAAGCAGUUGCCAUCUGGCUUGUCAGAGAAGGAAUCUUCACAAGUUGAAGCUGAGGCAGCGAAAAAGACUCCUGGUGUGAUUCCGUUCAGUGGUUCGGGAAGGCGUUUGGACGGAAAAGCAUCAACACUAACACAGUCAGUUGAACAAAGUUCGACUCCAAUUCAAAAGCAGCAACAGACUGAAAAUAAAACCAAGAGUUCCCUUAAAACUUCUGGAAAGCUUGUUUUUGGAUCAAAUGCAAAUACACCUAAACCUAAUGUUUCUCUGAAAAAUGAAAGUCAAGAGUCAGCUAAGAAGAAGACAGAAACCACAGAAUUCCAAGCUUUCACAGGAAAGAAGUAUUCAUUAAGAGGUUGAUCCUUGUUGGAUUGUUUUUCAGUUUGAUAUCAGUAGGACAGUUUAGUUGACAUAACUUAGAGUUAAUUUUAGAAGUUACUCUCGAUUAUCCAUUGCUUUAUUCGUUGUAACUAUGAUAAUAAUUAUUUCCAGAAGGAUUAUUAUUAAAACUAGUCUUGUUUGA